AUGGCGACGGACGUGCUCCUCGAGACCACAAUGGGCGCCAUCACCAUCGAACUGUACACCACGCACGCGCCGAAGACAUGCACCAACUUCUCGACGCUCGCUUCGCGCGGCUACUACAACAACGUGAUCUUCCACCGGAUCAUCCCGGACUUCAUGGUGCAGACGGGCGACCCGACCGGAACGGGACGCGGGGGUUCGAGCAUCUACGGCGACAAGUUCGCGGAUGAGAUCCACGCAGACCUCAAGCACACCGGUGCGGGUGUACUGAGUAUGGCGAACAGUGGGAAGGACACCAAUGGGAGCCAGUUCUUCAUCACGCUGGCGCCGACGCCAUGGCUGGACGGAAAGCAUACGAUCUUUGGGAGAGUCAAGAGUGGGAUGAAGGUUGUGCAGAGGCUCGGGCUGGUCAGGACGGAUGGCGACGAUAGGCCGAAAGAGGAGGUUAGGAUCCUGAGGGCCAAGGUUCUUGAGGGCGGUGGUGCCGAGUGA
Exophiala aquamarina CBS 119918 is the source of this 489-nucleotide messenger RNA. Its product is annotated as peptidyl-prolyl cis-trans isomerase-like 1. Gene Ontology annotation, biological process: protein folding; protein peptidyl-prolyl isomerization. Gene Ontology annotation, cellular component: catalytic step 2 spliceosome. Lineage: Eukaryota; Fungi; Ascomycota; Eurotiomycetes; Chaetothyriales; Herpotrichiellaceae. Gene Ontology annotation, molecular function: peptidyl-prolyl cis-trans isomerase activity. The transcript has 2 exons. Bases 1 to 489 code for a protein of 162 amino acids. The record is from RefSeq and is a predicted model, not a curated record.